CGGCCACAUUGACGUUGUGUUUCGUAAACACAGCCUCGGGGCGCUGUUCCCUUCCACGCAACUGCCUCUACCGAGCUUUUACUAUACAUUAAGCGAUUUAAUGCAUGAGUAGGUCAAGUCUGAAGUGUUAUAGCGCGCAGUCUGCAGCGUCCGCGUUUACUGUUACAUUGUGACAGCCGAAGUUCAUUCAGACUCUGAUCUGCCCGACACUCUGGAGACGGGAGGAAAAUGAGUGCAGCUCUUUUAAACAGACUGAAGCCUGCAGUGAGCGUCGCGAUCCGGCCGUGGAGCUGCAAACCCCCGCGGAUCGAGCCGAGCAGCGCCGCCUCAGCGAGACUCUACAGCGGCCUGAUGGAGCCCGGGGCCCCGCUCUUCAGACAGCUGUUUGAGUCUGAGAGCAGCACGUACACGUACCUGCUGGCCGACACGGACACCGGAGAGGCCGUGCUGAUCGACCCGGUGCUGGAGACGGUGGACAGAGACCUGCAGCUCAUCACUGAACUGGGCCUGACGCUCAAAGUGGCCUUGAACACUCACUGUCACGCCGAUCACAUCACCGGCUCCGGUCUCCUGAAGAAGAAGGUGUUCGGCCUGAAGAGUGCCAUCUCCAGACACAGCGGAGCCGCCGCCGACCUCCUGCUGUCAGAGGGAGACCGCAUCCGCUUCGGCAAACACAGUCUGACGGUGCGAGAGACGCCGGGACACACAGACGGAUGCGUGACGUACGUCACUGAAGACGAGCGCAUGGCCUUCACCGGAGACGCUCUGCUGAUCCGCGGCUGCGGACGCACCGACUUCCAGCAGGGUAGUGCUCAGAGACUGUACCAGUCGGUCCAUCAGAAGAUCUUCAGUCUGCCGGGACACUGUUUCGUCUAUCCUGCUCACGACUACAAGGGUCAGAGCGUGUCCACCGUCGAGGAGGAGAAGAAGUUCAAUCCACGGCUGACAAAGACUCUCCAUGAGUUUGUGAACAUCAUGAACACCCUGAAGCUGCCCAAACCUCAGAAAAUAGAUAUAUCAGUGCCUGCAAACCUGGUGUGUGGACUUCAUGACAUCUGAAUCUGAAUCAACAUCAUUUCAUGCUGCGUGUCGAUGUAAACAUGCAUUCCUCUGAUUACCAGAACAACUUUUUUUUUACAAAUAUCUCGAGCUGAUCUGUGUGCUCCUUUAAAGCUUUGAUAAUCACUCGCUCUUGUCUUGUCAAAUGUAAGGGUAAAACUCCUCUAAUAAUAUAUUUUGUAAGAAAACUCUGUUUUUAAUAGAUGUUUGUCACACAGAUUUACUUGAUUGUGCUCCAGAUUUUUUCUUUGAGAAUAUGUUUUGAUUUGAUCCAGUAUCAUUGUAAUAAUCGAGCGCUGCAGCUCUUGUAAUGUGACACGUCAUGCUGAAACUCAUAUUUCAUAAGAUAGACGUGUGUUUUUAAUAAGUGUCUGGUCAAACCAGUGCAGUUACUCAACUCUUUUGGGCUUUUAGAAACUUGUUCAAACUUCCUUGAAUGCAAAAAAAUAAAUAAAUAUUUUUUGUCCUUU
Molecule: messenger RNA, 1529 nt
Organism: Cyprinus carpio (common carp)
Lineage: Eukaryota; Metazoa; Chordata; Actinopteri; Cypriniformes; Cyprinidae
Product: persulfide dioxygenase ETHE1, mitochondrial-like
Biological process (GO): hydrogen sulfide metabolic process; glutathione metabolic process
Molecular function (GO): sulfur dioxygenase activity
Source: RefSeq, a predicted model, not a curated record